CCGUCGCGUCGCUUAAACGACCUAACGACCCCCGAAACCGCCCGUCGCGCGUCUCCCGACCAUGAACCACGACGCGUCGCACAAGGCCUUCUUCAGCAGCCAUCAGCCGCAGCAGAAGACGUCGUUCCUCAUCGAGGACAUCCUCUACAGCCAGCAGCAGAAGGGCGAGAUGGUGCAGGGUCCGUUCGCGGGCCUGUCGCCGAAGCAGGCGGACGACAAGCCGCGGUGGUCGGAGAAGAAGAGGUCCUGCGGCUACCUGCAGACCGGCGGUUUCGCCGCCUAUCAGCCGGGGCCGAAUCCGCCGUAUAUCCAGGUGAUGGGGGCCCUGAACGCCUGCCUGGGGGAGCCGUACAAGUCGAUGGCCGAUCCGUACUUCUUCUCGCAGGGCAUUGCCGGGUUCCAUCCGCUCUUCGGUUCCGCUGCCUCGGAACUGUCCCUCAACGCGCUGAAGAGCUGCAGGAGGAGGAAGGCCAGGACGGUCUUCACCGACCAGCAGCUGGCAGGGUUAGAGAAAAGAUUUUCCGUUCAACGAUACCUGUCUACGCCGGAAAGAGUGGAACUCGCAGGGGCCCUUAGUCUCACGGAGACCCAGGUCAAGACUUGGUUUCAAAACAGACGAAUGAAGCAUAAAAAACAAGUCAGAAAGGCCAGGGACGAUCCAGGAUCGAGAACGAAAAUUGUUGAAGACCAAACCAAAGAUUCUAUUCACGAUCACACUUUGAAAGCAGUUAUUCGUUCGACAGAUGAUAGGGUAUGUUCCGAAGAGUUUUCCAAGCGAUUGGAAAAAUCGAUGUCUUCAGAUGAAGAUCAAGAUGACAAUAAUAGUGAUAUAGACAUAGUUGGAGGUGAAGCUUCUUUCAGUAGUAGUUGUGGAGAAGGAACCUAGGAAAAUCAAAAAAUGUAGAUACUUACGAAUUUCAAAAAACGAACUUGGAAAUGAAUCGACACGUGGGAGUGAGGCGAAGUUAGCGCAAGUGACAUAACGCGAGUUCAUUAUUUAUG
Coccinella septempunctata (seven-spotted ladybird) is the source of this 1002-nucleotide messenger RNA. Its product is annotated as brain-specific homeobox protein homolog. Gene Ontology annotation, biological process: regulation of DNA-templated transcription. The transcript has 3 exons. Lineage: Eukaryota; Metazoa; Arthropoda; Insecta; Coleoptera; Coccinellidae. Gene Ontology annotation, molecular function: DNA-binding transcription factor activity, RNA polymerase II-specific; DNA binding. The record is from RefSeq and is a predicted model, not a curated record. Bases 62 to 886 code for a protein of 274 amino acids.